Messenger RNA from Xyrichtys novacula (pearly razorfish), 21194 nucleotides. Lineage: Eukaryota; Metazoa; Chordata; Actinopteri; Labriformes; Labridae. The record is from the annotation of a GenBank genome assembly.
AUGAUUGUGGAGAUGGAGACAUUCUUGUUGAAACAACAGAUGACAGCCGUCAAAGAGGAAGGUACAGGAUUGACAAUUAUGAAGAGAGUUAUCCAUCAACUCAUACACGGAUCUUUGUGAGCAUCAGAAAUCUGAGCAAGUCUGACUCUGGACGGUACAGCUGUUGGUUGGACCGAAGAUUGUCUCCAGAUUCAUUACUGACGUUUCAGCUCAUCGUCACUGAUGGUGAGUUUUAAUUUUUCAUUUACAGCUUUCAUCGUUUCUAUCGACCCAAUACAGUCCAACACUUGGACUCAGAGCAGCGUAUACUGAUCAUCCUGAAGUCUGAUAAGAGCUUAAUUUAAAACUAUCAGUUUAUCUGUAAAAAUUCACAUCAAGUCAGAGCUGUUUUCUGCACACACCGACUGUUUUCAGGUUGUUUAGUUUGAAUUAAAGGACGAUUAAAAUAAAGAAACAUCAGUACUGACUGAUUCAGUUUGUUUCACAACUCCAAACCUCCAACCCUUUUCAGCACCGACUCCAUCAGCCUCCACCCUGAAGAUGACCCUGACAACACCGACCGCAGCCUCAGGUACAUCUUCCUGUUUCCUCUGCACAUGCUCGUACCAUGUGUGUAAAAAGUCUGAUUCUGUGUUGGUUAAAGUGACUUGAUAAAGGGAUUUGUUUCAUAUACAGACAAAGAAGUUUAAUAAUUAAAUCUGGAUCCUCUGCUCAAACAAAAACAGGUGUUCCUCUGUUUGUGCAGAAAUAAGAAGAGUUUUUGACAGAUGUGUGUUUCUAAGAUGAAAACUUCAUUUCCCAUCAGCCCUUUCACCUACAGUGGCAAAGAUAUAUCUAUUUUCAAAGUGUGCAUUUGUUAUUGAGUAAAUAAAUUAAAUACAGAUGUUUUUUUGUUUUUUUUAACAGUGAUCUAAACAGCUGUUUUUAGAUCUUUUAAAGGCGACAAAGACGCUUUCACCCAAAGAGUUUAGUCAGAAAUGAUGCUGAAUAAAGAUAGAUACUAGAGCCUUCAGCCUGAAGACACAUCAGUCUGAGUAACUCUGAUUAUUGGAGGAAUCAUUUCUGCUUGUUUGGUUGAAUUAUAAAUAUUAUUCAUAGUUUAAAUUUGACAAAAACAAACUGGACUAAAGAAAAAAAAAACAUAAGUCAGAGAGGAGGAGGAGAGUCAAGAGGGUGAUGAAGGAGGAGAUAAGUUUCCUGUUCUUGCUAACUAUAGAGGUGUGAAACAACCGGAGAGCAACAUGAGAGUUUGUCAGAGUUUGAUCGUCUUCUUUCUCCAUAAGUUCAUCCUUCUAUAAGUUUAAUCUUCUCUUUUUAUAUAUUUAUAUUUCUAAUUAAGUCAAAUGUAUUUGCUCGGUUAGAGCAGUACCACCUGAUUUUACAGCGUUUCAAUGACGGAUUUUGAGUUUAUGAAUCUCAUUUAAAGUAUUAGAGACAGUUUUCUAACACAGACACUUUAUAUAGAGAUGAACAGGAACAGUUUGACCUCCUGCUUUUGUUUAUUUGAAGUUUUUUAAAUCCUGUUGUUUUGGACUUUGAGGGAGAUAACGUCUAUACUUUUAUUUAUUGUUCCUAUUUUUAUCACCUUCAUGACGGUAAAGUGCAGCAAAGAGGAACAAACUAGUCUGUUAGUUCUGCUUCAGAAAUGAAUCUAAAUUUCCUGGAUAACUUAGAAACAUCACAUAUUUAAGAGUGAUGUGUAUGGUGGUUGGUGAAAUCUCCACAGACUGUUUGAAGCUCCUGAAUCAGCAGAUGUUUCUCUCAGAGAAGAAGGAGCUGAAAAUGACUCUGUGAUUGUUGAUCUUUUCCACAGUGCUGAAGGAUGGAGACACAGAUGACUUUGAACAAUAUAUCGGUGUUUAUUAUAGAACUGAAGGAGAAGACAUCAUGGUUCAUUGCUACUUCCAAUACUCUGGAGAAAGGAGAGUCUUCUGUAGGAAUGAUUGUGGAGAUGGAGACAUUCUUGUUGAAACAACAGAUGACAGCCAUCGUAGAGGAAGGUACAGGAUUGACUAUUAUGAAGGAAGUUAUCCAACAACUUAUACACUGAUCAAUGUGAGCAUCAGAAAUCUGAGCAAGUCUGACUCUGGACGGUACAGCUGUUGGUUGGACCGAAGAUUGUCUCCAGAUUCAUUACGGACGUUUCAUCUCAACGUCACUGAUGGUGAGUUUUAAUUUUUCAUUUACAGCUUUCAUCGUUUCUAUCGACCCAAUACAGUCCAACACUUGGACUCAGAGCAGCGUAUACUGAUCAUCCUGAAGUCUGAUAAGAGCUUAAUUUAAAACUAUCAGUUUAUCUGUAAAAAUUCACAUCAAGUCAGAGCUGUUUUCUGCACACACCGACUGUUUUCAGGUUGUUUAGUUUGAAUUAAAGGACGAUUAAAAUAAAGAAACAUCAGUACUGACUGAUUCAGUUUGUUUCACAACUCCAAACCUCCAACCCUUUUCAGCACCGACUCCAUCAGCCUCCACCCUGAAGAUGACCCUGACAACACCGACCACAGCCUCAGGUACAUCUUCCUGUUUCCUCUGAGGUUGAACCUUAAAAGGCUUUUUUCAUUUCAUCAGCUGGUUGAUGUCAAAAAUAUAAAGAGGAUGUGAAGUCUGCACAUUGAUGAUAAAACUUUUAACCAUAUCUGAACCAAACUGGUCUCUAAUCUUUUUCAUCACCGACUCCAUCAGCCUCCACCCUGAACACAACACUGUCAACACCGACCGCAGCCUCAGGUACAUCUUCCUGUUUCCUCUGCACAUGCUCGUACCAUGUGUGUAAAAAGUCUGAUUCUGUGUUGGUUAAAGUGACUUGAUAAAGGGAUUUGUUUCAUAUAUAGACAAAGAAGUUUAAUAAUUAAAUCUGGACCCUCUGCUCAAAUAAAAACAGGUGUUCCUCUGUAUGUGCGGCUGGUUCUGGUCGUGGUGUUUAUCGGGUCAUCAUCUGCUGUGCUGAUACUGUGCAGGAAGAGGAGGACGAGUGAACCACAGGGUGAGGAAGCUCACACACAGCCACUUUAUCAAACUUUCUCCAAAGUAACACAGGGUUUAUGGGCGACACCAAAUGCUUUCUAACCCUGGUUGCCCAAAUGUCCAUGUUGGGUGGUCCUAAUCUUCUGAACUGUAUCUUCUCAGAACCUCCUGUAGAGCUGGAUCAUCUGAACAUCACAGAGGUGAGUGUUGGAGAAAAGUGGUUCAUUUGUUCUUUAACUCAGACAGUAUGAAUAAAUGAAAACAGUUUUUUCUUUUUCUGCAGGCUGAUCAAGUUAAUGAGGAGGUCAGAGAGGAGGACGGUCAGAGCAGAUCUCCUCCUGAGGAAACAUCUACAGUUUAAACUUCUUUGACAUGAUCGACGCUCAAGCUCUCCGUCCAACUGUGAAAAAGUCUCAGAGAAAAGGUAGCUCCAUGGUAUGGGGAUGUUUUGCAGGUGAUGGAGUAGGAGAUUUGUUUGAAGUAAAGGGUAUCAUGAAGAAGGAACAGUACCACUCCAUCCUCCAGCACCAUGCUGCUCCAUCUGGACUCAGACUUGUGGCUCAUAAGUUUGUUUUGUAGCAAGAUAAUGACCCUAAGCACUCUGCCGAGCUCUGUCAGGCUAAGCAACAAUAACUCAAAUACCCAAUAAUUAUAGUCAAAAUGUCUUCUGAUAAGUUACUCUUUAUACAAUAGUCAUGUUUAUUGUGUUGCAAAUUAUAUAUAUAUGAAACUAUGAUCUUUUUCUGUACAAAUCUGAUCUUGCUUCCAAACUUUUGGCCUGUAGUGUAUAAAUAAUACCGUCUGAGAUAGACAACAAGAAAACUAAUUUACCAUCUCAGGAGCUCGGGGUCUGAAAGCUUGAAACUUAUUUUGUUUUUCUGGGAAAUGAUGGUUUUCAUAAAUAAUCAGGGCAAACAUGAAACAGAUGAAAAAAUUAUCUGUUUGUUUUAUUGUUUAUAAAUUGUUCUGUUGUACUGAUUUUAAAUCAUUUUAAUCUCUGUUGUAUUUUUUAUUUCCUUGCGUCUGUAAAGCUUUGAAUUCUCUUGUGUAUGAAUGUUGUUAUACAAAUAAACUUGCCUUGCCUAAACAUAUUUAUAUUUAUUAAAGAAAUCAAAUGUAUUUGUUCAGUUCGAGGGUUUUGAAGGAUUUUGAGUUUAUGAAUCUCAUUAAAAGUUUUGGAGCCACUUCUCUAAUGCAGACACUUUAUAAAAAGAUGGACAGGAACAGUUUUCUCUUUUAUCAGAUUAAAGUUUUUAAAUCCUGUUGUUUUAGACCUCGAGGGAGAUAACAUCUUUUAUUGGGGCCAUGAGGAAAAGGCACCGAGGCCCUGGCCCCUGUACUAAAGUAUAUGGGGCCAGUGUGAUUAUUAUACUGUGGAUUUUUCUUUUAUUCCUCUUCUGGACAAAUUUUGAUUCACGACUAGUCCUACAGCUUAAAGAGUUGUUGGACAAAUUAUAUAUAAAGACGGGUGAUUUGAUCUGGAGCGGCGUGAUUUUACUUUUCCAUACAGUACAUGAAAUUUUUAAAACGUAAGUUCAAGAAACGAUAAAAAAUAUUUCAUUGAAGUGAAUGGGACAGGGUGAAAAGAAAGAGCAAUUAUUGGAGUUUUCCAAACGUCUACUGCUCCAGCGUACUUUCACUCAGAGACUCCAUUAAAACCUUUAAAUGUAGAUACAAGUCGUGUUUAUUGGUCUAUUAUUUGACGUCUUGAUGGGUUUUGUAGUUUUUGAUCCCUGACUGUUUGAUGACGCUGAUCAUUUUUGGAGAAUAUUCAGAUUAUAAUGGGUGUGUAUUGCGUGUCAGAGUGAGUCUUUGAGUAACUGAUUAUUGGAGGAAUCAUUUCUGCUUGUUUGGUUGAAUUAUAAAUAUUAUUCAAAGAUCAAAUUUGACGGAAACAAACUGGAGUCUGAGAGGACGAGGAGAGUCAAGAGGGUGAUGAAGGAGAAGAUAAGUUUCCUGUUCUUGCUAACCAUAGAGGUGUGAAACAACCUGAGAGCAACAUGAGAGUUUGUCAGAGUUUGAUCGUCUUCUUUCUCCGUAAGUUCAUUCUUCUAUACUUUAACUUCUAUACUGAACUUUUUAAAUCUUGUUGUUUUGGACUUUGAGGGAGAUAACGUCUAUACUUUUAUUUAUUGUUCCUAUUUUUAUCACCUUCAUGGCGGUAAAGUGCAGCAAAGAGAAACAAACUAGUCUGUUAGUUCUGCUUCAGAAAUGAAUCUAAAUUUCCUGGAUAACUUCGAAACAUCACAUAUUUAAGAGUGAUGUGUAUGGUGGUUGGUGAAAUCUCCACAGACUGUUUGAAGCUCCUGAAUCAGCAGAUGUUUCUCUCAGAGAAGAAGGAGCUGAAAAUGACUCUGUGAUUGUUGAUCUUUUCCACAGUGCUGAAGGAUGGAGACACAGAUGACUUUGAACAAUAUAUCAGUGAUUAUUAUGUAACUGAAGGAGAAGACAUCAUAGUUCAAUGCAUCUUCCAAAUCUCUGGAGAAAGGAGAGUCUUCUGUAGGAAUGAUUGUGAAGAUGGAGACAUUCUUGUUGAAACAACAGAUGACAGCCGUCAAAGAGGAAGGUACAGGAUUGACUAUUAUGAAGAGAGUUAUCCAUCAACUCAUACACGGAUCUUUGUGAGCAUCAGAAAUCUGAGAAAGUCUGACUCUGGACGGUACAGCUGUUGGUUGGACCGAAGAUUGUCUCCAGAUUCAUUACGGACGUUUCAGCUCAUCGUCACUGAUGGUGAGUUUGAACUUUUCAUUUACAGCUUUCAUCGUUUCUAUCGACCCAAUACAGUCCAACACUUGGACUCAGAGCAGCGUAUACUGAUCAUCCUGAAGUCUGAUAAGAGCUUAAUUUAAAACUAUCAGUUUAUCUGUAAAAAUUCACAUCAAGUCAGAGCUGUUUUCUGCACACACCGACAGUUUUCAGGUUGUUUAGUUUGAAUUAAAGGACGAUUAAAAUAAAGAAACAUCAGUACUGACUGAUUCAGUUUGUUUCACAACUCCAAACCUCCAACCCUUUUCAGCACCGACUCCAUCAGCCUCCACCCUGAACACAACACUGUCGACACCGACCGCAGCCUCAGGUACAUCUUCCUGUUUCCUCUGCACAUGCUCGUACCAUGUGUGUAAAAAGUCUGAUUCUGUGUUGGUUAAAGUGACUUGAUAAAGGGAUUUGUUUCAUAUACAGACAAAGAAGUUUAAUAAUUAAAUCUGGAUCCUCUGCUCAAAUAAAAACAGGUGUUCCUCUGUUUGUGCAGAAAUAAGAAGAGUUUUUGAUAGAUGUGUGUUUCUAAGAUGAAAACUUCAUUUCCCAUCAGCCCUUUCACCUACAGUGGCAAAGAUAUAUCUAUUUUCAAAGUGUGCAUUUGUUAUUGAGUAAAUAAAUUAAAUACAGAUGUUUUUUUGUUUUUUUUCACAGUGAUCUAAACAGCUGUUUUUAGAUCUUUUAAAGGCGACAAAGACGCUUUCACCCAAAGAGUUUAGUCAGAAAUGAUGCUGAAUAAAGAAAGAUACUUGAACCUUCAGCCUGAAGACACAUCAGUCUGAGUAACUCUGAUUAUUGGAGGAAUCAUUUCUGCUUGUUUGGUUGAAUUAUAAAUAUUAUUCAUAGUUUAAAUUUGACAAAAACAAACUGGACUAAAGAAAAAAAAAACAUAAGUCAGAGAGGAGGAGGAGAGUUAAGAGGGUGAUGAAGGAGGAGAUAAGUUUCCUGUUCUUGCUAACUAUAGAGGUGUGAAACAACCGGAGAGCAACAUGAGAGUUUGUCAGAGUUUGAUCGUCUUCUUUCUCCAUAAGUUCAUCCUUCUAUAAGUUUAAUCUUCUCUUUUUAUAUAUUUAUAUUUCUAAUUAAGUCAAAUGUAUUUGCUCGGUUAGAGCAGUACCACCUGAUUUUACAGCGUUUUAAUGACCGGAUUUUGAGUUUAUGAAUCUCAUUUAAAGUAUUAGAGACAGUUUUCUAACACAGACACUUUAUAUAGAGAUGAACAGGAACAGUUUGACCUCCUGCUUUUGUUUAUUUGAGGUUAUUGAAAUCCUGUUUUUGGACUUUGAGGGAGAUAACGUCUAUACUUGUAUUUAUUCCUAUUUUUAUUACCUUCAUGACGGUAAAGUGCAGCAAAAGGAACAAACUGGUCUGUUAGUUCUGCUUCAGAAAUGAAUCUAAAUUUCCUGGAUAACUUAGAAACAUCACAUAUUUAAGAGUGAUGUGUAUGGUGGUUGGUGAAAUCUCCACAGACUGUUUGAAGCUCCUGAAUCAGCAGAUGUUUCUCUCAGAGAAGAAGGAGCUGAAAAUGACUCUGUGAUUGUUGAUCUUUUCCACAGUGCUGAAGGAUGGAGACACAGAUGACUUUGAACAAUAUAUCGGUGUUUAUUAUAGAACUGAAGGAGAAGACAUCAUAGUUCAUUGCUACUUCCAAUACUCUGGAGAAAGGAGAGUCUUCUGUAGGAAUGAUUGUGAAGAUGGAGACAUUCUUGUUGAAACAACAGAUAACAGCCGUCAAAGAGGAAGAUACAGGAUUGACUAUUAUGAAGGACGUUAUCCAACAACUUAUACACUGAUCAAUGUGAGCAUCAGAAAUCUGAGCAAGUCUGACUCUGGACGGUACAGCUGUUGGUUGGACCGAAGAUUGUCUCCAGAUUCAUUACGGACGUUUCAGCUCAACGUCACUGAUGGUGAGUUUUAAUUUUUCAUUUACAGCUUUCAUCGUUUCUAUCGACCCAAUACAGUCCAACACAGUCCAACACUUGGACUCAGAGCAGCGUAUACUGAUCAUCCUGAAGUCUGAUAAGAGCUUAAUUUAAAACUAUCAGUUUAUCUGUAAAAAUUCACAUCAAGUCAGAGCUGUUUUCUGCACACACCGACUGUUUUCAGGUUGUUUAGUUUGAAUUAAAGGACGAUUAAAAUAAAGAAACAUCAGUACUGACUGAUUCAGUUUGUUUCACAACUCCAAACCUCCAACCCUUUUCAGCACCGACUCCAUCAGCCUCCACCCUGAAGAUGACCCUGACAACACCGACCACAGCCUCAGGUACAUCUUCCUGUUUCCUCUGAGGUUGAACCUUAAAAGGUUUUUUUCACUUCAUCAGCUGGUUGAUGUCAAAAAUAUAAAGAGGAUGUGAAGUCUGCACAUUGAUGAUAAAACUUUUAACCAUAUCUGAACCAAACUGGUCUCUAAUCUUUUUCAUCAUCGACUCCAUCAGCCUCCACCCUGAACACAACACUGUCAACACCGACCGCAGCCUCAGGUACAUCUUCCUGUUUCCUCUGCACAUGCUCGUACCAUGUGUGUAAAAAGUCUGAUUCUGUGUUGGUUAAAGUGACUUGAUAAAGGGAUUUGUUUCAUAUACAGACAAAGAAGGUUAAUAAUUAAAUCUGGAUCCUCUGCUCAAACAAAAACAGGUGUUCCUCUGUAUGUGCGGCUGGUUCUGGUCGUGGUGUUUAUCGGGUCAUCAUCUGCUGUGCUGAUACUGUGCAGGAAGAGGAGGACGAGUGAACCACAGGGUGAGGAAGCUCACACACAGCCACUUUAUCAAACUUUCUCCAAACUAACACAGGGUUUAUGGGCGACACCAAAUGCUUUCUAACCCUGGUUGCCCAAAUGUCCAUGUUGGGUGGUCCUAAUCUUCUGAACUGUAUCUUCUCAGAACCUCCUGUAGAGCUGGAUCAUCUGAACAUCACAGAGGUGAGUGUUGGAGAAAAGUGGUUCAUUUGUUCUUUAACUCAGUCAGUAUGAAUAAAUGAAAACAGUUUUUUCUUUUUCUGCAGGCUGAUCAAGUUAAUGAGGAGGUCAGAGAGGAGGACGGUCAGAGCAGAUCUCCUCCUGAGGAAACAUCUACAGUUUAAACUUCUUUGACAUGAUCGACGCUCAAGCUCUCCGUCCAACUGUGAAAAAGUCUCAGAGAAAAGGUAGCUCCAUGGUAUGGGGAUGUUUUGCAGGUGAUGGAGUAGGAGAUUUGUUUGAAGUAAAGGGUAUCAUGAAGAAGGAACAGUACCACUCCAUCCUCCAGCACCAUGCUGCUCCAUCUGGACUCAGACUUGUGGCUCAUAAGUUUGUUUUGUAGCAAGAUAAUGACUCUAAGCACUCUGCCGAGCUCUGUCAGGCUAAGCAACAAUAACUCAAAUACCCAAUAAUUAUAGUCAAAAUGUCUUCUGAUAAGUUACUCUUUAUACAAUAGUCAUGUUUAUUGUGUUGCAAAUUAUAUAUAUAUGAAACUAUGAUCUUUUUCUGUACAAAUCUGAUCUUGCUUCCAAACUUUUGGCCUGUAGUGUAUAAAUAAUACCGUCUGAGAUAGACAACAAGAAAACUAAUUUACCAUCUCAGGAGCUCGGGGUCUGAAAGCUUGAAACUUAUUUUGUUUUCUGGGAAAUGAUGGUUUUCAUAAAUAAUCAGGGCAAACAUGAAACAGAUGAAAAAAUUAUCUGUUUGUUUUAUUGUUUAUAAAUUGUUCUGUUGUACUGAUUUUAAAUCAUUUUAAUCUCUGUUGUAUUUUUUAUUUCCUUGCGUCUGUAAAGCUUUGAAUUCUCUUGUGUAUGAAUGUUGUUAUACAAAUAAACUUGCCUUGCCUAAACAUAUUUAUAUUCAUUAAAGAAAUCAAAUGUAUUUGUUCAGUUCGAGGGUUUUGAAGGAUUUUGAGUUUAUGAAUCUCAUUAAAAGUUUUGGAGCCACUUCUCUAAUGCAGACACUGUAUUAAAAGAUGGACAGGAACAGUUUUCUCUUUUAUCAGAUUAAAGUUUUUAAAUCCUGUUGUUUUAGACCUUGAGGGAGAUAACAUCUUUUAUUGGGGCCAUGAGGAAAAGGCACCGAGGCCCUGGCCCCUGUACUAAAGUAUAUGGGGCCAGUGUGAUUAUUAUACUGUGGAUUUUUCUUUUAUUCCUCUUCUGGACAAAUUUUGAUUCACGACUAGUCCUACAGCUUAAAGAGUUGUUGGACAAAUUAUAUAUAAAGACGGGUGAUUUGAUCUGGAGCGGCGUGAUUUUACUUUUCCAUACAGUACAUGAAAUUUUUAAAACGUAAGUUCAAGAAACGAUCAAAAAUAUUUCAUUGAAGUGAAUGGGACAGGCUGAAAAGAAAGAGCAAUUAUUGGAGUUUUCCAAACGUCUACUGCUCCAGCGUACUUUCACUCAGAGACUCCAUUAAAACCUUUAAAUGUAGAUACAAGUCGUGUUUAUUGGUCUAUUAUUUGACGUCUUGAUGGGUAUUGUAGUUUUUGAUCCCUGACUGUUUGAUGACCCUGAUCAUUUUUGGAGAAUAUUCAGAUUAUAAUGGGUGUGUAUUGCGUGUCAGAGUGAGUCUUUGAGUAACUCUGAUUAUUAGAGGAAUCAUUUCGGCUUGUUUGGUUGAAUUAUAAAUAUUAUUCAAAGAUCAAAUUUGACGGAAACAACCUGGACUAAAGAAAAAAAACAUAAGUCUGAAAGGAGGAGGAGAGUCAAGAGGUCGAUGAAGGAAAAGAUAAGUUUCCUGUUCUUGCCAACCAUAGAGGUGUGAAACAACCUGAGAGCAACAUGAGAGUUUGUCAGAGUUUGAUCGUCUUCUUUCUCUGUAAGUUCAUUCUUCUAUACUUUAACUUCUAUACUGAACUUUUUAAAUCUUGUCGUUUUGGACUUUGAGGGAGAUAACGUCUAUACUUUUAUUUAUUGUUCCUAUUUUUAUCACCUUCAUGGCGGUAAAGUGCAGCAAAGAGGAACAAACUAGUCUGUUAGUUCUGCUUCAGAAAUGAAUCUAAAUUUCCUGGAUAACUUAGAAACAUCACAUAUUUAAGAGUGAUGUGUAUGGUGGUUGGUGAAAUCUCCACAGACUGUUUGAAGCUCCUGAAUCAGCAGAUGUUUCUCUCAGAGAAGAAGGAGCUGAAAAUGACUCUGUGAUUGUUGAUCUUUUCCACAGUGCUGAAGGAUGGAGACACAGAUGACUUUGAACAAUAUAUCAGUGAUUAUUAUGUAACUGAAGGAGAAGAAAUCAGAGUUCAUUGCUUCUUCAGAAUCUCUGGAGAAAGGAGAGUCUUCUGUAGGAAUGAUUGUGGAGAUGGAGACAUUCUUGUUGAAACAACAGAUGACAGCCAUCGUAGAGGAAGGUACAGGAUUGACUAUUAUAAAGGAAGUUAUCCAACACCUCCUGUACUGAUCAAUGUGAGCAUCAGAAAUCUGAGAAAGUCUGACUCUGGACGGUACAGCUGUUGGUUGGACCGAAGAUUGUCUCCAGAUUCAAGAGUCAAGUUUCAGCUCAUCGUCACUGAUGGUGAGUUUGAACUUUUCAUUUACAGCUUUCAUCGUUUCUAUCGACCCAAUACAGUCCAACACAGUCCAACACUUGGACUCAGAGCAGCGUAAACUGAUCAUCCUGAAGUCUGAUAAGAGCUUAAUUUAAAACUAUCAGUUUAUCUGUAAAAAUUCACAUCAAGUCAGAGCUGUUCUCUGCACACACCGACUGUUUUCAGGUUGUUUAGUUUGAAUUAAAGGACGAUUAAAAUAAAGAAACAUCAGUACUGACUGAUUCAGUUUGUUUCACAACUCCAAACCUCCAACCCUUUUCAGCACCGACUCCAUCAGCCUCCACCCUGAACACGACACUGACAACACCGACCACAGCCUCAGGUACAUCUUCCUGUUUCCUCUGAGGUUGAACCUUAAAAGGCUUUUUUCACUUCAUCAGCUGGUUGAUGUCAAAAAUAUAAAGAGGAUGUGAAGUCUGCACAUUGAUGAUAAAACUAUUAAACAUUUCUGAACCAAACUGGCCUCUAAUCCUUUUCAGCACCGACUCCAUCAGCCUCCACCCUGAACACAACACUGACAACACCGACCGCAGCCUCAGGUACAUCUUCCUGUUUCCUCUGCACAUGCUCGUACCAUGUGUGUAAAAAGUCUGAUUCUGUGUUGGUUAAAGUGACUUGAUAAAGGGAUUUGUUUCAUAUACAGACAAAGAAGUUUAAUAAUUAAAUCUGGAUCCUCUGCUCAAACAAAAACAGGUGUUCCUCUGUAUGUGCGGCUGGUUCUGGUCGUGGUGUUUAUCGGGUCAUCAUCUGCUGUGCUGAUACUGUGCAGGAAGAGGAGGACGAGUGGACCACAGGGUGAGGAAGCUCACACACAAACAGACAAAGGCUUUUUUAAUUCUAACUUUUUUUAUCAUCUAAAAAUCAAACAAGAUCAUCAGCAACAAGAUCUUUGCUAUCUGUGAGAUUGGUUUGUCCACUAGGGGCGCCAAAUCGACACGAAUCCAAACUUCCUUCAUGAAUUUUCAACAAUUAAAGAGACACAGAAGAUUUCAAGAUUUAAAUUGAAUUAAUACAUUUUUACACGUGGUGCAAAAUUAGAUGCUUUUCCUGAGUCAUCAGAUUUCCAUGUUGAAGCUCCUUUUAAUGAACUAAUAAGAUUACCGAUAUUUCUCGUGAGAGGCGUCCGGCAAAAAUAGAAGCCUUGCAUAUCUGAUCCGGCCGGACGGAUUCUGUGGAAUGACUCACAUUGAUUAUAAUACUUGCGGAUGACCAAUACUGUACCAAUACCUGACCAAGUGUGCGAGGAGGUCUGAUGAAACAUUUCAGAAAGUUCUCUCAACUAAAAAUGUGUUAGUCUGGAUUCAAGCUUCAUGAUAAAGUCAACUGAAAAAGAAAGUGAGAAAGUGUUACCAUGAAGUUAAAAUUAAAUAUCUGAGUAAGAAACAGGAAACAGAUAUUUUGAGAUUGUAUCUACAUACAGUGCUGAGCGCUCAACUUCUCAUAACUUAAGAGAAAGUUUUCAGACGAACAGAGAUGAAGCACCAGGACCAACAUCAAAUCAACGAUUAAUUAAAGGGAUAUUCUGGCAUUAAAUUAAUUUAGGGUCAAACACACCAUAACACCGAGUUAGACACCCCCUCCAGAGAUGAAUGUUGUCGACCGCUUGUUUCUCUAGUUACACCAACUUUAAUAACGACCACAGGAUAGAAAUACAGAGAGCCACGCCCUCAACCAAAACGCCACUCUAUAGCCACAAAUAAUGCUCAGAACAGCACCUAACUUCAUCAACAGGACAUAUUGGGUCACAGACAUAGUACUAUAUUCAGAGUUGUUCUAACUCCUAUAAAAACAUAAACUUAAACGGGGGCAUUUCUUCACCUCUGUAGUCUAUAAGCUGAGCCAAGAAACUUCUACUGUAGUAAAAUAAAAAGGUAAAGGUGUUUUUAUUGAGCCGAAUUAUCAAUAAAAUGAUGAUUUUGUUAACAGGUAUGAAUAUAUGUGCUUUUGAGUUAGUAUAUUUGAACAAGAGCACAGUAAAGUUAAAUCAGCAAAUUUUCCAAUGAGGUUCUGUUACCAAACAGAACUACACCAUGUUCUACUCAGGUUAGUACAUAUAGGGUCCCAGCCAUAGCAUUAGCCACCAAACAUCUUUUUAACUUUGACUAAUUUCUUUAGCAAAGAGACUAAACACAACUCACCUACUCUCUUCCAGCAGACGCUUGUUUGAGAGAGACCUCAGGCCAGUCCGUUCCAGACUACAGCGGGGUGACGCAGCCCAAGGAAGAACAUUCAUGAUAAUUUCUUAAUGAAAUACAAUCAGACUGAGACGCUAAGGCAGAAGAACUACCGCGUCUGCAGAGUAAAAUGUUUAAUAUUGUGAUUAUUACUUCAAGGAAAUGAUAAAGAAAUGAUCAUAAAUGUUCUUCCUUGAGCUGCGUCACCCCGCUGUAGUCUGUAACAGACUGGCCUGAGGUCUCCCUACAAACAAGCGACUACUGGAAGGGAGUAGGUGAGUGUGUUUAGUCUCUUUGACCCGAAGUCUGUUUGACCCUAAAUUAAUAUCCCUUUAUAUUUGAGGAUCUCAUUCUCUUUUGCACAUCAUAGAGAUCCAUCAGUGUUCAUUUCAGUCUGUUAUUACCCUUAAAAAACUUCCUACAGGAGCUUUAAGUGGUCCUAAUCCUCUGACCUGUGUGUUUUCAGAGCCUCCUGUCGAGCUCGAUUAUGUGAAUAUCACAGAGGUGAGUGUCUGAGGAAAGUCGUCCAGUUGUUCUUCAACUCGCGCCGAGAAAAUCCCUGAGAUUGGAAUUAAACAUGUGACACUGAGACAAAGCGAACACUGCUCUUCUUCGCAGGCUGAGUAAAUGCAUGAGGAGGUCGGAGAGGACAGUCGGAUUGGACCGCGUCUUCUUUGGACCCGAGGACUCUUCUACUGCAGAGCCAUGCCGUUGUGAUACCUGCAGAAUCUGAUUUAGCGCAUAACGUGUAUUUAAUGUUCAGUUGAUCUGUAACUACUAAAAAAAUAAAUUAAAAAUCAAAGAAAGCCCCUCCAGAAAGGGUUGAGUUCUCAUCCCUAGGAUCUGAAUCAGCAGUUUGGACCAGCCCACACAGUAUUGAUCAGGUCUUUUCUGAGGGCACUUUGUCAUGUUGACACUGAGGCAGAGUCUGCUCAGCAUGUUUACUUGUUUCAGCGUACAUGGACAUGACGUGAUAUCACGAUCCGUCUUCUCAUUCACUGAUAACAAUGACCCCAAAACUGACACAGCUGAUCACGUCGUCGUAGUAUAAAUACGAGUUUGGAGUCCAAAGGACAAAUUCAUGCCAGGAAGCCUGUCUGCUUAAAUGUUUAUUCAGAAGUUAAAGAUAAACUAAAGGCAUGGUCCUUUCAAAAUAAAAGAACUGAUCUGAAUCCUGUGAGUAACAGUCCAUGAGGCGGAUUCGAAGGUUUUUGACUUUUUGAGCUGAAGUUUUUUUUUUCCAUUGAAAAACCACAAAGCAAGAGGAGGAGGGUUGAGUUUUACGUAAUGAGGAAGAGUGUCAUCAUUACUUAAAAAAACAAAAGAAAAAAAAAGAGAAGUCACUGGCUGUAAGUGGAGAGGAAGCGAGACUCGGAGUUAAACGCUCGGAGAGUCCAACAUGAAAACUUGUCUCGGUUUGAUCUUCUUUCUCCUCGGUAAGUUCUCCAGACCUUCUUAUAAUCAGUUCUUAAAAUCCUGAAAUAAGUCAAGUAUUAUACUCCAAAAAUUCUUAUUUCAGCAGAGUCUGUGUUAAAGUUAUCUCAGGAUGUCUCAGAUUCAGUCAAAGAGGAACCUGAAUUUAAACGGACUGAGCGAGAAGUCUAAAGAAGUUUGUAAAAAAACGCUCAAAGACUUUUUCUUCCUUUCACGUGACAUCGGUAAAAGCUGUAAUGUCCUCCAGAAAAAACAUGAAUUUAGAGCAUCAAGAAUUACAGGGAUAUUCCAGCAUAAAAUUUAUUUAGGGUCAAACACACCGUAACACCGAGUAAGACACCCCUUGAGAGAAGAAUGUUGUCGACCGCUUGCUUCUCUAGUUAUACCAACUUUAGUAACGACCACAGGAUAGAAAUACACAGUGGUCUGAGGAGCCACAAACAAACCUCAACCAAAACGCCACUUUAUAGCCACAAAUAAUGCUCAGAACUAAAAAAUAAUGGUGGCUAUAGUACUAGCCACCAAACAUCUUUUUAACUUUGACUCAUUUCUUUUGCAAACAAUCUAAAAACAACUCACCUACUCUCUUCCAGCAGCUGCUUGUUUGUAGCGAGACCUCAAGCGAGUCCAUUAUGGACUACAGCGGGGUGCUGCAGCUCAAGGAAGAACAUUCAUGAUCAUUUCUUCAUGGAAAUACAAUCAGACCGAGACGCUAAGACAGAAGAACUACCGCGUCUGCAGUGAAAAAUGAUUAAUAUGGUGAUUACUACUUUAAGGAAAUGAUAAAGAAAUGAUCAGAAAUGUUCUUGGACUGGCCGGAGGUCUCGCUACAAACAAGCAGCUGCUGGAAGAGAGUAGGUGAGUUGUGUUUAGUCUCUUCUCUAAAGAAAUGAGUCAAAGUUAAAAAGAUGUUUGGUGUCUAGUACUAUGUCUGUGACCCUAUAUGUCCUGUUGAUGAAGUUAGGUGCUGUUCUGAGCAUUAUUUGUGGCUAUAGAGUGGCGUUUUGGUUGGGGGCGUGGCUCUCUGUAUUACUAUCCUGCGGUCGUUACUAAAGUUGGUAUAACUAGAGAAGGAAGCGGUCGACAACAUUCAUCUCUGGAGGGGGGGUCUAACUCCGUGUUACAGUGUGUUUGACCCUAAAUCAAUUAUAUGCCGGAUUGUCCCUUUCAAGCUCCUGUAAGGAACUCUGGUUUGUUUUGGCUUUGGCGCCCCCCUGUGGACAAAGUGAAACUUCUCACAUCAUUUCUAACGUUGCGUCACUGAUCGUUGACUGAUUUAGGCUCUCAAAGUGAUUUGGUUUGUUUGUAUUCGUCUUUCCAGCUUCACUGCAGGAUGGAAACUCUUGUCUAUUUGGACCCAGAGGUGUGAAAGUCGUGACCGGAACCAUCGGAGGAAUGGUCAAAAUGACAUGCUACUUCGAUUACCCCGAGACACGUAGGUUCUUCUGCAGAGACGGCUGCAAAGACGGACACGUCCUUCUGGAAGACAAUGGAAUCGAAGCUCAGAGUGGAAGAUACAGCAUGUGGUACUUGGACCGUGGCCCCGUCUCUUUGACUCCGGUGUACGUGAGCAUCACGAACCUGACCAAGUCUGACUCUGGGAGGUACAGCUGUUUUAGUGGGAGUGUUCGGUCUCCACAUGAAAUCUUUGAGUUUGAGGUCAAAGUUAAAGAAGGUGAGUUUGACUCUUCUCUGAUAUUUCUAAUGUUUCGGACUAAACGACAGCUGAUUGAACCUCCAAACACACUCAGUACGUUUACAAGCUCAGUCCGACUUUAAUCAAACUUCUCACAGCUGGCCCAGACCUUCUGAGCGUGCUCCAGGGUUCGCACGCCAGGCUCUGAGCCGGGGGUUGAACAGCAUGGAAGCCAGAUAGUAAAUAAAACCUUGACAGACGGAGAAAAGUCGUAACAGAGAUAAAACUUUCCAAACAAACGGCGCAGAGACGUCGUGCUUUAGUCAACUGUGCAUGUAAACGUACUGACUGAUAACAACACAGUCAAACUAAAACUGUGUUUCCUUACGGUGGAAAGUUAAUGCAGGAUGAAAAUCUGUCUUUCCCAGCUCCAACAAUUCCUCGACCAACUCUUCGUCCUCCUCGGCUUUUUCCAACAUCAGCCUCCACCCAGGAAACGACACCACCUCCAGCCUCAGGUACAUUUUUUUUAACUUAUAAUGUGAUUUUAAAAUAAUCAGAGCAACACUUUAUCUAACGCUCUGCUAAAACCAACAAAAAGUCCACCGUAUAAUAAAGUCCUCCCAAAACGUGUUUUAUUUUACAGCUACAGCUAAAGCUGACCAACAACCUGAACCAACGUGGACUCCACAGUCCUUUUCAACCUCAAACCCACCGUCCUCCACCCCGGAAACAUCACUCACAGAGCAGGUAUGUUUACCUUUACCUUUCAGAAACUUAACCUCACUUUGAGCUAAGCUAUUCUCCUUUCCCCCUUGAAUUCGUUUUAACUUUGAGCUCUUAAAAACAAAAACAAUCACCAGCUUCAGAUUCAAGUACCAAGAGGAAGGAUUACACGUUUUAAUGAUACGAACUGGUGUUGAACCGAUGCAGGCGACCCACAGCUCCUACCACCGCAAUGAUUCUGCCGAUAGCGACCCAUGGCUCCGAACAUCGCUAUGAUCCUCCACUGAUAGUGACCCACAGCUCUAACCACUGCGCUAAUCCCGCCCACCCACAGCUCCUACCGCCGUGAUGAUUCUAUGCCACUUGCAACCCACAUUUUCAACCACUGCAAUGAUCCUCCGUCGAUAGCGACCCACAGCUUGAACAACCGGGAUGAUCAAGCCGAUAGCGACCCACAGCUUGAACAACCGCGAUGAUCAAGCCGAUAGCGACCCACAGCUCCAAACGUCCCAAUGAUCCUAUGCCGGUAGCAACCCACAGCUCAAACCGUGGCGAUGACCUGCCAGUAGCGGCCCACAGCUUCAAUCACCACGAUGAUCCUUCACCGUUAGCAACCCACAGUUCCAAUCGCUGUGAUUAUCCUGUCGAUAGCGUUCCACAGCUCCUACCGUUGCGCUGAUCCUACGCUGGUAGUGACCCACAGCUCCAACCGUUGUAAUGACUCGCCGGAAUGGACCUACCGCUUCAAUUGUCGCAAUGACCCGCCGGUAACAACCCACAGCUCCAACUGCCGCAAUGGUCCUAUGCCAAUAGCGACCCACAUCGCCAAUCGUUGCAAUGAUCCUCCGAACAUAAGCGACCCCUAGGUCCUACCGCCGUGAUAAUCCCGUUCAGUUCCAGUAACGCCCAAAGUGGUUUCGGUAGUAAGCCGCCGCUCCAACGUGACUUGCUCAGCAGCCCAAUCACUGGCUCCAAUACAGCCCAACCGGCUCCAGUGCCGGUAGCGAGCCCGAUACCUGUGUGGCUGCGUGGUUUCCUGCACCGCUGCUCUUUUGUCCCAAUGAUGCUUUUCCACCGCCCAGUGUAGAGGAUUUUCUUUGACUUCAGUUGCUGACUCUUCUCUCUCUUGCCAAACAAAAGUGGAAACGGAUAACACUAGUGCUGAUUGAUUGUUCGUUGAUUAAACUGACUCGUGUUAGCUCAUCAUCAUUAUUAGCCGCUCUGUUCCGUCCCUUGGCUUUUCAGGCACACAUACGAACACACCUGCCUCCUCCUCCUCCUCCUUCUUCUUCUCUGAUUUGUUUUUCACGACUCUUUCUUUUCCCUUCAGGACAACGAGGUGCUCGAGGAGGUGAGAGAGGAGGACAGCGAGAGCAGACCUCCUCUCGGGGAAUCAUCUCUAUUUGAAACACUUGAAUUGACCUAAAAAUCUGAGUAUCUCGGCUUUAAAUCGCUCACUUAUAAUGUUGAAAUUUUGAAAUGACUGCAGCAUCUUUUUGAUUUCGUCAUUUAAUCCGAGGACUGAGUGUAAACAGAAUUAAGCAAAUAUGGAGAUUUUCUGAUAAAAAGUGUUUUUAUAUGUAAGUUUAUUCAUGUGGAAUAUUACGUUUUUUUACGGUUAUUUCAGACAGUAGCUAAAAAUGUGAUGCCAAACAGCCCGCUGAGCCUCAGACGUCUCGUCUUAGUUUAGAUACUAUAUCUAUACUCAGUCUAUAUUUUAGCCCAAAUCUUGAUGUAGAAUUGAAUCCAUUAAGUAUUAAAUGUUAAAUAAAAAACAAUGGAAAGUUGUAUAAAUGACGGCCAAAUGUUGGAUUAAAACAUUUUAAAGUGUAGUUUAGUCUAUUAGACGGCUUGUCUAAACUUAGACGACUAAAAAACUUUCAUUUUUAGACCGAUUUUAGCCCAGACGUCGAAGGACGGUUGGCUGUCUGUUAAAUGUCUUUUAAACCGAACAAUGCUUGGUGGGAGGUGUGUGUGUCUGUUUGGGUUUUUCUAUGUAUCUCUCUGUUACUACUUCUGAUGCUAACUCAUGAGUUUCAUAUAAGAAUGGUGUUAAAAACAGGUGAUGUUUAGGGUGCUGUUACAUAAUAAACGGUCCUGCAGAUUAGGGCUGCUCGUUUAAAUAUCUAUGUCACACACAUUUUAAAAAUAACUCUAUAAAACUGUUAAAUAAACUGUUCUGCAAACCACUUUUGUGUCUUAAAGUGUGUCUGUCUGACUGAAAGGGGCCGCGCAUUCGCUCGUCACUUCACUUUAAAAGCUUUUAGCUGAUUUUAAAUUAAACGUGCGUAGUAAGAUGUGAUCUGUUUGAGUGGCAGAGGCGAAAAACAUUUUUGAGAACUCUUUGGCCUCUGUAAUUGUAAAGUAGCUGUAAAGGUUUUGUCACAAAUAAAGGUUGCUGAGCAUCAUGUAUCAAAUCAGGAAGUAUCCAAAUCUGUAUUAAUUCUCUGUUUAUUGGGAAUCUUGAAACUCUAAAAUGAACUCCUUCAGAAAGCUUUCGAGUCGUCUUCUUGACCUUCAACCAGACGGCGGAAAAAAGCUGUAACAUCCGUCAUGAUAAGAGGAAUUAGUUUGGUAGCGAGCCGCAAACAUGUUUACUUCUGCUUUUUUCAGCAUGCAGAGAUAAACAGACAGCUGCAGGACUUCGAAGAGGGAAGUUGUCUUGUUGAAUUCUUGGAUGAAACUGCUUUGCUGUCACUUCUCUACGGGGUCAGAGUCAGGACACGGCAACGCCAGCGUCCCUCAGGGAGGAAAUUUCCAUUCACUCUCUUAACUCCUGAGUACAUGAGAGUCUGGAUGUUGUGUGUUUACAGGUUUAACAGAGAGUCCGAACAUUUUACCAUUUAGAGUUUUAACCCCAUUCAAACUACUUAAACUCAGUCAUGUAUCUUAGCAGGAACUUCACUCCACCUCUGAAAUAUCUCCUCACCUUUGGGCCUUUUCACUCUGCAUGAACAUUUUAGUAUUAUUUGUAGUUUUUUCACAGUAACUCUUCAAACUUUUCUGCAUUGGCUUGGAUUAAAUUGUUAUUUUGUUACUAAAUCAACUCAAAGCAAUUAUCAUCAGGUAAUUUGUAAGAAACUCUUAAGUAUGUUGAAAAAAUGUAAUAAUAUUGAGAUAAAUUAUAGUCGCACCACAUGACAUUUUUUACGACCACGGGCAAUCGAUAUGAAAAAAAACUAAAAUUGCGUAAUUUAAAAAUUUAACAUUAAUUUUUGUAAACACAACAUCCUUAGUGCUUGAACUUAAGCAAAAUUUAUUCUUAUUUUUGCUGUUUUUAAAAUUGGCAUGUUUAAAAACCUUAUAGGUCAUUGACCCACUCGGUGUUACGGUGUGUUCGACCCUAGCUUAAUUUUACACCAGAAUAUCCCUUUAAACUGAAAGGUUCACAUACAGCAGCUUAUUAACAUGACCAACUGUGAUUACUUGUUGCCACCAUUAUUAUUUCAGGGGUCACGAAUGGGAAACGUCGAUCUAGACCUCAUCUGUGACCCUCAUGACCUCUUGAAAGACAGUCUUUUCACACAGCAGUGAUAACAAACCAGCUCCUGUUUAUAUUCACUCCUCUGAGAACAUUUCAGCAGAAGAAGAAAACCUCAAAAAAGGACAAAAGCAGCUCCUACCUGAGUGGACCCGGGACACCAAGACUCCUCAAAGUCUUCUUUCACAUCUCCACCUUCCUCCAGAGACUUCCUGAGUUUAUCCAGAGUGUGGCUCCUCAGAUGAGAUCUUUAAACGGUGUUAGGCCCGGGAAAACUGACUGUGCUGCAUCCUCCAAAACUUUCAGGUCAGCGUGAAAGUUACCCCAGAUCAGAAAUAUCGUUUCAAACUUCCCUCCUUCGACACAGCCACGCUUAGAUCCAAUCCUGCAGCCACUCCAGGUGAGAAUCUGACCUUUUAGCACCAAAAACACUCAGCCAUGUUUUUUGGAAGGUAGCCACAUAUUCCUGCUGCGCGCCGGUAUUUCCAGAGGCCCCGCCCACUUCCACAAGGAGCCAAUAG